Molecule: messenger RNA, 673 nt
Organism: Xenopus laevis (African clawed frog)
Lineage: Eukaryota; Metazoa; Chordata; Amphibia; Anura; Pipidae
Product: spore coat assembly protein ExsA-like
Exons: 4
Coding region: 58-612 (184 amino acids)
Source: RefSeq, a predicted model, not a curated record
GUUUGUGGAACAGUUUCCAGUGCCUGUCUGUAACCCUUUGGGACCCAGUAGCACACAAUGCGUCUCAGCAUGACCUUCAUCCUCCUCCUCAUCCUCACUGUGACCUGCAUUCCAGGCAGUGCCAUGCGUUGUUAUUAUGGUUUAUACGAAACAGAAAAGCCCACAGACUGCGGCAUGAUGAUAAACUACUGUCAGAGAGGGGAACAAGCCACAGAGCAGGACUCCAGGGAUGCAGAGCAGGACCCACCACCCAUUCUCUGUAUUGUAAAUGACUGUAACAAAUAUGAGGACUGUGAGAAAGUCAGAAAACAGCUUGAAGCAGAGAACCCUCUCGAGUGCUGUGAUACCAACUCAAACUUUCCCAUUUUGUUUGAGGAACCUGAAAUGUUACCUGAAAUGUUACCUGAAAUGGAACCUGAAAUGUUACCUGAAAUGUUACCUGAAAUGUUACCUGAAAUGGAACCUGAAAUGUUACCUGCAAUGUUACCUGAAAUGGAACCUGAAAUGGAACCUGAAAUGUUACCUGCAAUGUUACCUGAAAUGUUACCUGAAAUGUUACCUGAAAUGGAACCUGAAAUGGAACCUCUUCCCAACUCAGAGGAAAUGCUCUAAAUAAACAGCUCUCCGUUAUGUUUUCACUGACAUGAGCAAUAAACUAUCAACUAGCAAACUA